CGCAACCAGUCUCCCCGAAACUUUGGAAGGGUCCAGUCGCGUUUUGUGUGAAAUAAACAAAAAAACUGUAAACAGUACGUCAAAAUACCUUUAAUAACUGACAAUUUAAAUAAAUUAUUAAAGUAGAAUUGUAUUUUUAGUGAUGGAAAUUGAUUUCAACUUAAGUUUGGCUUACAGAUAUGUUUUUUAAGUACAGUUAAGUGUAAUAUUUCGUCGUGUUAUGGUAGUAGCAGGUGCAAGGAAAUCUCGAUGGCCGAGAACGUUAGUUGCGGGGCUGUUGGUGUUCUGCCACAAACGGGAUCGGUGCGGAGACCAAGAGCGCCACGACUGGCAGACAUACCAAGACAUUCAGCGGUCGACGUCAGUGCCGAGACUAACAGAAAAAAUGACGUCGACAAAAGAUGGCAGAAGACGGAUGGAGAUAGGCUGUCAACGUGCACAGAACGUUCUACUUUACUCCGAUCUCAUGCAGCGAAGUCUGCAGAAUGUAGUAGUCACAGCUCCCCUCGCCCGCGCCGCGCGCCCCGCGAGUCCCGGCGUGUGUCACUCGCGCAGGCACCGGGAUACGUUCAGCUCAACCAGUAUCGGCUACUAGAACCAAUUGGUCAGGGUUCCUACGGUAUAGUUAAGUUAGCUUACAACGAAGAGGAUGAUACGCAUUAUGCAAUGAAGAUCCUGUCAAAGCGUAAGUUGAUGCGGCGCGCAGGUCUUUUUGGGAGAGCUCCGCCGCGGCGUCCUGGCCCUGGGCCCCAAGCACCCGGGCCUCCGCCGGACCCAUUGCAGAGGAUCUACAGGGAGAUAGCCGUGCUCAAGAAAUUAGACCAUCCUAAUGUAGUUAAAUUAGUUGAGGUCUUAGACGACCCAGCUGAAGACCAAUUGUACUUAGUGUUCCAGCUGUUAGAAGGAGGUCCUGUGAUAGAUAUACCGACUGAAAAUCCUUUAGAUGAAAACGUAGCAAGAAAAUAUUUUAGAGAUUCAUUACUAGGGAUCGAGUACUUACAUUUUCAACGAAUAGCACACCGUGAUAUCAAACCUGCGAAUUUACUGCUCGGUGAAGGCGGAGUGCAGGUCGCUGAUCUCGGAGCGUGUGGUGAACUGGCAGGCGCGGGGAAACUAUCUGGGGCAGUUGGUACACCCGCCUUUCGAGCACCGGAAGCAUUUGCACCAGCGGAUAAGUAUAUUGGCGAGGCGGCAGAUAUCUGGUCAUUAGGCGUGACAUUGUACGCGAUGGUGACAGGCCGAGUGCCAUGGUGUGGGGAGAGUACAACGGAACUACAAAAGCGGGUCCUAACGGAGCCACUCUCUUUUCCUUCAAAACCAGCGCUCUCUCGACCACUGCGGCGAUUGCUAGCUAGAAUGCUUGACAAAAAUCCAAAUACAAGAGCUUUAAUGCAGGAAAUUAAAGAGCACGAAUGGGUGACGAAUGGUGGCAAAGAUCCUCUUCCAUCGGAACAAGAGAAUUGCAGAUUAGUUGAAGUAACAGAUGAAGAUAUGGCCCGAGUCGUGACUUCAAUACCUAACCUUUCAACAUUAAUACUCAUUAAGACAAUGCUCAAGAAACAUAGUUUUCAGAAUCCCUUCCUACGCAGCCGUGAAGGCAGUGCCCGUAGGGAGUCGAAUGUCGGAGAAACCAUCGACAGUGAAGCGCAUAAGCAAUCAGUUCGGAGAACUGCCCUAUCGAAAUCCGGACGCUCACUUUCGGCCCCCGGAAAUUAUCUUACGGAAAGUCGCCAACCGUCGUUUGAUAUUGGCUUAGAAGCAGUCCAAGAAACGAAGGAAAAACCUGUUGAAACGCCUGUCAAAGAAAAUGGUAAAUUUGAGACAAGAAGGUGAUGCUGCGCGUGGGCGCAUCGCGCUAGAGUUUAAAAAGAAAACCAAAUAGAAGAAAAUCUCAUUCUUUUAACUUUACCUUCCAUCUGUAGCAAUUAUCGCUACUAGAUAUUGUUUACGCAACCUUUAAAAGAAACAUUUAAAACUUCGGAGUGUGAUUCAUGAAAUUUUGGAUUGAAAAUAUUAUUUUUAGGUCCCUAAAAUAUAGAAUUUUUGAUACCAUUUUGUUGUAAAUGGAUAGAUAUAUGUAAUUAUAAAAUAUAUUCAUAAUAUAUUUUCAUAUUAAAAGCCUACAAUCGAGGUUUAUAUUUCAAUCCAUCUGACGAAAAUAGUAACAUCUCAUCGUCUACCGUCUUCAGAGAUGUAACUCGUUGCAUGGAUGGAUUUGUUUUGGUUUACCCUUGUAAAGUCAAAUGUACUUUUAGAUAAAGUGAUAUUUUUAUAUUAUCUGUAAUUAGUUUUAGCAUAGGUUUUGUGAUUCAAUUAUUACUAGUUAUAAUAUAUUUCAUUCCUCAACUAGUCGUAAAAUCCGUAGCUAAAUUGUAAAUAGCAUUUUAUUAUCUUUAUGAACUCUUUCUAUUGUAAGAUACGCACUAUUUUUAUUACUAUAAAGUCACAAUUAUCUACUUAAUAUGUACCUUUAUAUUAUCAUUUAUAUUUUCUUGUCUGUUGGAGUCAUUAAAGUUUUUACAC
Molecule: messenger RNA, 2523 nt
Organism: Papilio polytes (common Mormon)
Lineage: Eukaryota; Metazoa; Arthropoda; Insecta; Lepidoptera; Papilionidae
Product: calcium/calmodulin-dependent protein kinase kinase 2
Exons: 12
Coding region: 250-1833 (527 amino acids)
Biological process (GO): protein phosphorylation; positive regulation of protein kinase activity; intracellular signal transduction
Cellular component (GO): cytoplasm
Molecular function (GO): calmodulin binding; calcium/calmodulin-dependent protein kinase activity; ATP binding
Source: RefSeq, a predicted model, not a curated record